GGAAUACCUCCAGACUACUUUCUGACGCCCUUUCAGACACAAGCCAGACACAAUAUUUUAUCUUUCUUCAUAGCCUUCUCACGUUAGCCUAUCUCGUACUACCCAAUCCCCCCAUCAUGUCUUCGCUUUCACAGUUCAUGAAAAAGGCGGCCAAAGCCCUACCACCAAUCAACAGCAAGUCAUUCCCCGAAUACUUUGACUGGCUCGGUCAAUACAACGUCGUCUUACUGGGUGACGCCAGCCACGGCACAUCGGAAUUCUACGAAGCUCGCGCCGAGAUCACGAAACGGCUGAUCCAAGAGCAUGGGUUCAAAAUGGUGGCUCUGGAGGCCGACUGGCCGGACGCCGAAGCAAUGGACCACUACGUCCGACGAUGGCCCAAACAAGCCGGACGAGCCGAAGCCCACGAAGUCCCCUUCAAAAGAUUUCCCACCUGGAUGUGGAGGAACAGGGAAAUGCAGGACCUAGCUCACUGGAUGCGUGACUACAAUGAGACCCUGCCUGCCGACCAGAAGGCCGGCAUCUACGGUCUCGACCUGUACUCGAUGGGCACGUCGAUGCACGCGGUCAUCCGAUACCUGCAGAACGUCGACCCGGAGAUGGCCAAGCAGGCCCGCGAGCGAUAUUCGCAGCUCAUGCGCUGGGCGGGCCGAGAGCACCAGUACGGCCUCAAGAUGAAAAUGUCCGGGAUGCAAUCGUGUGAAAAGGACGUCGUCCACAUGCUGCUCGACCUGCUGAAGAAGCGGCUCGAGUACUCGGCCAAGGCCGGCGACGGCGAAGGCUUCCACAGCGCGGAGCAAAACGCCGUCCUGGUCGUCGACGCCGAAGAGUACUACCGGAAGAUGUACUACAGCGACGAGAUCACCUGGAAUCUGCGGGACCUGCACAUGUUCCAGACGCUGAAGCGGCUGAUCGACUUCCGCCAGUCCAAAGUCGUGGUGUGGGCGCACAACAGCCACCUCGGCGACGCCCGGUACACCGACAUGGGAGCCCAACGCGAUGAGAUCAAUCUCGGCCAACUGUGCAGGGAACGACUCGGAGUCAGUGACGUGGCCGUCGUCGGCACCGGCACGCACGACGGCACCGUCGCAGCGGCGCAUGAAUGGGACGGCGACAUGGAAGUCAUGAAAGUCAACCCUUCGCGAGAGGACAGCUGGGAACGCGUCGCGCACGACACGGGCCUGGACCGGUUCUUGAUCGACAUGCGCAAAGACCAUUGCGACAACGCCACCAGGAGACACCUCGCCGCACCACGACUGGAGAGGUUCAUCGGUGUCAUCUACCGACCCAUGACGGAGCGUUGGAGCCACUACAGUGUCUCGAAGCUCUCGAAACAGUUCGACGCCUAUAUGUUCUUCGACAAGACGCAUGCUGUGGGCGCGCUGGAGAAGAUCCAGCCCAAGACACCGCUGGCGGAAGCAGAGACUUAUCCUUUCGGAUUGUAAUGAAGGAUUGUAAUGAAUCGAUGAUAUGAUGGAACUAUUCACAGUACCGAAAGUCGUGCUGCGCUGCAUUUGAUGGGGACAGUCCGGGCCCCCGUGACGCAUUCUCCUGACGCGCAUUGUAUUAGUAGUUGUCGUUUUUAUAGUGGCCGUUGCCUGCCGGAAUUGAUCACCGGAUAGGGAGGCCCGGGUAGCAGUUCGCGUUCGCAAAAUGGAUGAUGGCGCUGACGGCGACUAACGACAGACGAGUAGGCACGUGAAGAUGAAGAGAGAGGAUGGAUUGCCUCAUUAUCAAAAGGAAGGACUGGUUGACAAUUGCCAAGUCGUGGUUCUUUUCAUCAUUAGAUUUAUCUUGAUUUAUACUGUAGGCCAGGCCACUCAUAUUUAGCAUACCGAGGUGAUUUAACCUCAGGAUAAUAGUACUUAUGUAGUAGGUCCCGAGUUGCUCUCUCAAG
Messenger RNA from Exophiala xenobiotica, 1897 nucleotides. RefSeq lists its product as uncharacterized. Lineage: Eukaryota; Fungi; Ascomycota; Eurotiomycetes; Chaetothyriales; Herpotrichiellaceae. The record is from RefSeq and is a predicted model, not a curated record. Gene Ontology annotation, biological process: response to antibiotic. The transcript has a single exon. The coding region runs from base 117 to 1445 and encodes 442 amino acids.